Cucumis sativus (cucumber) is the source of this 2048-nucleotide messenger RNA. RefSeq lists its product as hypothetical. Lineage: Eukaryota; Viridiplantae; Streptophyta; Magnoliopsida; Cucurbitales; Cucurbitaceae. The coding region runs from base 488 to 1840 and encodes 450 amino acids. Gene Ontology annotation, cellular component: mitochondrion. Gene Ontology annotation, molecular function: protein-arginine omega-N symmetric methyltransferase activity. The record is from RefSeq and is a predicted model, not a curated record. The transcript is spliced from 17 exons.
ACUAAAGACAAAGUAACUCAUCAGUUGGAGGAUGACUUCUCAAAGUUGGAAGAAAGCAAGAAUCGGAGAAAUUUGAAAGAUUUUUGGAGUGUUAUUGUUUUGUUCUCAAAUGAAAUGAGAAAAGAUUUUUGGAAGACGUACACCAACUCCUGGACGUCGGAUUUUGUUUGUCUUGCACGCUGCCGCUUGGUCCACAGUCACGCUACCCCCGAGAUUCUUAAGUCGUAGCGCACAGAUCUUGCCACUCGUACCCGAGAUUCUUAGUUCGUGCGUUGACUGAGCCUCCGGUGUGCUGAUUUGAAUUUUGGAAAAGAAGAUUUGAAUUUUGGAAGAGAUUAAGUAGCUGUCCAGCCAGUUGGAAGCUCGAAAUUGGGCAUUUUGGCACGGAUGGGGCCAAACCGAAGUGGAAAAAACCUAUAAUCCUAGGAGAUCAAGUCAUUGACAUUGGGUGAAUUUCUUUCCAAGAUUUGGGCCAUCCAUCUGGCGAAUGGCGUCACUAGCAUUCCCUUUCAGAAAUUUCUCGUUGUUCUUCCAUUGUCCGAGAGUGAUUUCAUGUCAACAAUCGUGGUCUUUUCUAUCUGGAUCACAUUUUUCUACUCACAUUGUGGGUGAUGAUCCGGUUCUUGUUCGCGAUUUCAUACAUUCUGCAUUAUAUGAUCAAAAUCAUGGAUACUUUGCUCAACGGUCACGUUCAGUUGGAGUUCUUGAACACAGCAUAAAGUUCAAUCAGCUUGAAGGCAGGAAAGCUUAUAUGAGAUACUUGGAUAAAAUUUACAAGCAGAGUGACGUAUCGUGGUUUACUCCGGUGGAGAUUUUUAAGCCUUGGUAUGCCCAUGGGAUUGCUGAAGCAAUCAUGCGAACUGCUAAUCUUUCCGUUCCACUAAAAAUAUAUGAAAUUGGUGGCGGAUCAGGAACGUGUGCAAAGGGGAUAAUGGAUUACAUAAUGUUGAAUGCACCUACAAGAGUUUACAAGAAUAUGACUUAUACCUCAGUGGAAAUAAGUCCGUCUUUAGCAGAGAUACAGAGACAAACCGUUGGAGAUGUUCGUAGUCACCAAUCAAAAUUUAAAGUAGAGUGUCGUGAUGCUGUUGACUUGAGUGGAUGGGGAGACGUGAAGGAGCAGCCGUGUUGGGUAAUUAUGCUUGAGGUACUAGACAAUCUUCCUCAUGAUCUUAUUUACUCAGAAAAUCAGGUUUCCUCAUGGAUGGAAGUGUGGGUAGAAAAGCAACUUGAUAGGGAAUCACUUGUGGAAUUAUAUAAGCCACUUCAAGAUCCUCUUAUUAAGCGUUGUGUAGAGAUUAUGAAUUUCAAAGAAAAUGACCAUACCAAAAACAGUGUAUUAUCAAAGGCAAAAGGCAUUUGGUCUAAAGCUUUUCCAAAACCCAGAAGAUCUUGGCUACCAACUGGUUGCUUGAGUCUACUCGAAGUGUUGCAUCAUGUGCUACCAAAGAUGUCUUUAAUUGCCUCGGACUUUAGUUACUUACCCGAUGUGAGAAUAGCUGGUGAAAGAGCACCAUUAGUUUCAACAAAGGCGGAUGGAAGCAGCUCAGACUAUGAAAGCUAUUUAGAUGCAAAGGGUGAUGCUGACAUCUUUUUCCCCACAGACUUUCUAUUAUUGGAACAGAUUGACCAUUAUUGUUCUGGAUGGCUGAAAUUGCAAGAAGAUAAAAAGCCAAAGUCAGGGAAAAAGAGGCGAACAAUAAUACUUGACACUUCGUCAUUCAUGGAAGAGUUUGGAUUGCCAUCGAAGACAAGAUUGAAGGAUGGUUACAAUCCUCUUCUUGAUGACUUCAAGAACACCAAAUUUUAUCUUAGCGUUCCAACACACAACAUCAAGUAGUCUGAGUUAGGGAGGAGGAAAUUUUGCAUUCUUUCCUUUCAUAGCGGUAUGCCUUAGAAAUGGACGAGGACAAAUUUUUCUUCCAAUUUUGUCCUUUCAUUCUAAUCUUUUUCAUUACUAUUUAGUUGGCAAUUUUGUCAUUUAAAUACAAGAAAAUUAACAUUGUUAAUUGCUAAAUUUAAUUAAUUAUUUUUAGUUGUUUUAUUAA